AUGAGCACACGCGUCACCAGAGCCGAAGCACGCAGGAGGAUGGCGGCCCUCCAGGAACCUCGCCCGGGGCAAGGAUGGUCGGAGACCCGGCCUACCCGAGCUCCGCGGCGGGCCCUGGAGCGGACCCGAGACGAGGACUCCGCACCGGAACCCGCGGUGAGCUCCGACAGCGACGUGGAGGUGAUCGGCGAUCCCGCCGUCGAGGAGAGAGACCACUCGGAGGCGGUCUGUCGGGCCACCGAGGAGUCUCGGAAGCGGUUCCGAGACCGGGAGCCGUCGGACGAGGAGCAGCAACGGUCGACGGAGGAGGAGGCGAGAUGGCAGGCGCGGCUGCGGCAGGACCACGAGGCAGCGGCGGCGCGGUGGCAUGCCCGCUUGCGAGAGGCGGAGGAAGAAGAGCGACGGCUGUGGGAGGCACCGGUAGAGGACGCGUGGGAGGUGCCACUCACCCCCAGAUACGCGGCCGAGGAGCCCAGUCCGAGGAACGAGGACGAGGACGAGCCACGCGCGCCACCCCUCCGCGGUGGUUACCCGAGGUGCCACCCACUCCCCGCUACGAGGGGGAGUGGCUCACGGACGGCGCUCGAGACGGCGACGAUGGAGCACCGUUGGCCACCCACGUCGCGAUACACGGAGCCACGACGACCGGAGGAGCAGACGCCAAGCGAGGAGUCGACCGCGCAGCCGAUGCCGCAACCGCAGGAGGAGGAAGUCCACCAGGCAAGGGCGGAGGAACCGUCGGUGGUGCGGACGGAGGUGCCGGCCGCGCACGUGAGCCACAGCACACGGGCGUUCGAGGCCGAGGGCAUGCGGUGGCGGCAGCAGACGGUGACAUGA
This is a messenger RNA of Drosophila subpulchrella, 837 nucleotides long. Its product is annotated as eukaryotic translation initiation factor 3 subunit A-like. Lineage: Eukaryota; Metazoa; Arthropoda; Insecta; Diptera; Drosophilidae. The transcript is spliced from 2 exons. Bases 1 to 837 code for a protein of 278 amino acids. The record is from RefSeq and is a predicted model, not a curated record.